Molecule: messenger RNA, 2045 nt
Organism: Misgurnus anguillicaudatus (oriental weatherfish)
Lineage: Eukaryota; Metazoa; Chordata; Actinopteri; Cypriniformes; Cobitidae
Gene: dhrs13b.2
Product: dehydrogenase/reductase (SDR family) member 13b.2
Source: RefSeq, a predicted model, not a curated record
AAUGACUUAUAGAUUUAAGAAUGUUUAUGUUAUUGUCGUUCAUUGCGUAUUUUAAUGUCUAAUAUCUUCUUAAGCCUUAUUAAUUUACUCUAUUCUCUAUUUGCAGCAAUUUAACUUUAACUGUGAUCCCAUUUAAAGACGUCCGGGUCUAGGAUUUCACUGGUGCAGUACCCGGUUACAGUGAAACGAAACAGAAAGUGCAGCUUGCUUGCAUGGCGGUUUUAGGAAAGUGGAAUGACUGUCCUAAGGACGACAAUAAACAUUAUGGUUUGGAGUUUGUGGGCUUUUAUCAUUGCGCUUCUAUGCUCAGGUGUAAAUGGAUCUGUUGAUGUUCAGUGGCUUCCUUGUCAGUUUGUGGAUGAGAAAGUGCACGUGAAUGAGGAGGGCCACACAGAGACCCAGUAUGUCCACAGAGAGGCUGUCAUUCAGUUUGGUAAUGUUGGUGACAGCCCUUUAUACCCCACUAUAACCUUUCUUGUUACUGCUUCCAAAGUAGACAUGAGGCGUUAUGUGGAGGGAGCCGAGGACGCAUUAAACUGUGAGAUCCGUAGAUACAGCACAGGAGGGAUUGGAAUGCGUUGGCAUGCUAUGGGAGCACAAGAGUAUGAUGUCUGGUUCAGCUGUACUUUACGUCAUACUAAAGGCAAGUUCAUCAUCACCACUUUCCUCAGACACACACCUUCUGAUCCUGCCAAAGGACAGGUGGACUAUCUACAAUGGCUACCAGUUAAUGAUAAAGAUCUCCUGACAACAUCAGCUGCGAUGGUUGUCCUGACACGGACCCCUUCUGUAGAAGUGGGGUUUCUGAAGGAGCCGACUCUACACUGUCAGUUUGCAGUGGAUCACAAGAAUCCCAAUGUAACAGUGGAAUGGAAACUUCAAAAACACGGAGAACGCAGCAAGCUGUUUAGCUACACCAGCCGUACAGGGACAUCUGAGGGUACAGGAGUGUCCGUCAAAGCCAUCGGUGUCGGAAACGCCUCCUUUAAACUUCCACCCACCAGAAAAAAUUCAGAGGGCACUUACAUCUGCUCCAUUCUCGUCCCUCCUCUUUAUGGCAGCCAUGAUAUACCUCUUAGCCUAAGUGAUCAACCCCGCGUGUCUUUGAAUGUGGGCUCUACGUUGUCUCUGACACUUGGUGGGGAGCAAAAGGUUAUGUGUGAUGCAGAGGGAUACUAUCCAUUGGAUGUAAACAUUGAAUGGUUACGAGAACCGGUCGGCGGCAGCCCCACACCUGAGUUUUUAAAGAAUGUUCUGUAUUCCAGUCAUCGGGUUCACCAAGAUGGGACAUACUCGCUCUCAGCCUUCUUUCUUUUGCAGCCUGGCCUGGAGGACUCGGGUUAUAAAUACACCUGCAGAGUAACCCACAAGUCCUUGCUCACUCCUAUUCGCAAAAGCUUUAUCCUCUCAGUCACAGAACCUGACUCAACUAUGUGGUAUAUCACAGUCUUUGGAUUUAUAAUUGUCAUGUUGGUGGUUUUGGUUUGGCUGCUGCCUCAGUUCUUAGCUGGUCGAAAAGCUGCAAAAAAGAGGUUCUGAGAGCACAUGCCUGAAGAUUUCAAGAGCGACGCCAUGGAAACCGAGAGCACCUCCUCUUCUCUCUCACUGCUUGUGUUAUAAGAUCAGGUGUUUUGAAACUGGGAAGUGUGAUGUUUACAAAUGCCUGUUAAAGUUAUUUUUUAGGCUCUUUUGACAGAAUUUAUUAAGGCCUUUCUGUGUGCAAAUGUGAAAGAUUCACUGCUUUGGAAAUACAAUUAUAAAAUCAUUGAAAAUCAAAAUAAUUUUUUAAAGUUAUUGUUUUCAGACACGAAUGUAAAAAUGUAAAAAAAUAACGUAACGAAGAAAAAUCAUGAAUUUCCAUGCUAAUUUAUGCAAGAUAUAAAAACUUUUUGUGUGGUUAACUUGAUUUAAUAAAAAGAAAACUUGUACCAUUUACAAAUAUAAAAACUUUUUUCUAAUCUUUGAAGAAACGGCAUACUUGAACUUUAAUUUUAUUAUUUGACUUUGAGAAUAUGUUGGGCAAUAAAAUACAUGUGUUGAAAACA